Molecule: messenger RNA, 1713 nt
Organism: Exophiala aquamarina CBS 119918
Lineage: Eukaryota; Fungi; Ascomycota; Eurotiomycetes; Chaetothyriales; Herpotrichiellaceae
Exons: 6
Coding region: 1-1713 (570 amino acids)
Biological process (GO): carbohydrate transport; transmembrane transport
Cellular component (GO): membrane
Molecular function (GO): carbohydrate:proton symporter activity
Source: RefSeq, a predicted model, not a curated record
AUGACGGACAAAGCUGUACCAGGUACGCCAGCUGCGGCUGCGGUAGAGGCAUCACGCCCGAGUCAUGAAAGCGACGUCAAGGUCUUGGAGGUGCGUCAAAUCGAGGGCAUUGAUGCGACGCAUGCCGCCAUCAUGGCCACGAACAAGCCAAACCAGUGGGGCAAGGGCUAUGUGAGAUUAUACAUGCUGGCGGCAUGCAUCUUUCUGAAUUCUACGAUGAACGGGUUCGAUGCAUCACUGCUGGGCUCAAUCAAUGCCCUUCCCAAUUACACGUCCUAUUAUAAUUUGCCGAGCAAAGGUGCAACGAGUACGGGUAUUGUGUUUGCAAUCUAUCAGGUUGGACAAAUGGUUGCCUCAUUCUUCAUUUGGAUUGCGGAUUGGCGGGGACGCAAAGCCCUCAUCUUUAUCGGAGCACUGGGAGUUUGUGUAGCCACUGUUAUCACGGCGACUGCAAAGACGCUCUCUGCUUUCAUUGGUGGCCGCUUUCUUCUCUCGUACUUCGCUACAUUGGCGCACAUGGGUGCAGUCCUUUACCUCGUCGAGAUGGCACCCACGAGAUAUCGCGGAACACUUGCUGGAUUGUACAACACCUUCUAUUACUUUGGGUCCAUCCUGGCGACGUCAGCUGUCUACGGAGCUCACUUGCACCUGCCGCAUAAAGGCAAUGAUGACUGGCGAAUCCCUCUCUGGCUGCAGAUGGUUUGUCCUGCCAUUGUAGCUUCUAUCGUCUUGUUCUUCCCAGAAUCUCCAAGAUGGCUUGUUGCAAAGGACAGGCAUGAAGAAGCCGAAGCAAUCAUUGCACGGUACCAUGCAAAUGGUGACGCGGACCACCCCCUCGUAAGCUUGGAGAUGAAAGAGAUGAUAGCCUCACUACAAUUCGAGGGCAUGACUACCUGGAAGGACUUCUUCAAUUACAAGGCCUUGGUCAAGACAAGAGGACGCAGAUAUCGAUUGAUGUUGAACGUGACUUUUGCUUGGUUUGGUCAAUUCUCGGGCAACAAUAUCGUGUCGUACUACCUGCCAACGUUGCUCACCAAUGUCGGUAUCAAGGAUACUAACAUGAAACUGCUCAUGAACAUCAUCUAUGCCCUGGACGGCUGGAUCUUUGCGACUGUGGGCACCCGUUUCCACGACGUGAUCGGCCGCAGAAAGAUGUUUAUGAUCUCAACCAUGGGGAUGGCCAUCGCCUUAGCGAUCACAGCAGCCACCGCCGCCAAAUUCGUCCACACUGGUAGCACGACAGCAUCUUCUGCCAGUAUCUCCUUCAUCUACAUCUUUGGUGGGAUUUUCGCAUUUGCAUUCACGUCCAUGCAGCCAAUUUACCCCACUGAAGUCAUGUCCAACGACAUGCGUGCGAAAGGAGCUCAAUCAUAUAAAUUGAUUUCCGGUGCCUCGGGGUUUUUGAAUACAUUUGUCGGUCCAAUUGCACUUCAGAACUUUGAGAAUCAAGCAUUAGUAUUGAAACCAAAAGCUGAUUUUCGAGUCCAGAUCGGCUAUUGGUUCUAUGUGUUCUUCGUCUUCUGGGAUCUUUUCGAAUUUGUCUUCGUCUAUUUCUUCUACGUUGAAACCAAGGGGGUCUCACUUGAAGAAUUGGAAGUCAUCUUUGAAUCCAAGAAUCCCCGCAAAGCGAGCACUGCCGUGAAGACUCUGAAACAUACGACCGUGGUCAAGCACGACGGUAGUGCCGAGACUGAAGCCAAGGCGGUGGUUUGA